This is a messenger RNA of Ordospora pajunii, 1275 nucleotides long. RefSeq names its product putative RNA binding protein. The record is from RefSeq and is a predicted model, not a curated record. Gene Ontology annotation, molecular function: mRNA binding. NCBI's taxonomy places the organism in Eukaryota, Fungi, Microsporidia, Ordosporidae. Gene Ontology annotation, cellular component: nucleus; chloroplast; cytoplasm. The coding region runs from base 1 to 1275 and encodes 424 amino acids. The transcript has a single exon.
AUGAGGAUAAUCAUAAAGAAUCUGCCGCAGUGCACAACGAAAGAUGAUGUUGAAAGAGCAUUCUCAAAGCAUGGGAGGAUCAGCGACGUGUUCAUGGUGAUGGACAGCAGCAACAAGUGCAAAGGAACAUGCUUCGUUGGAUAUCUCGACGAGAGUGCCGGCAUGGAUGCAAUACGCCACCACGACGGAUCGUUUUUCAACAAGCAGAGAAUACGAUGUGAGGCUGCAAAGGAGGACGAGGUGAGAGAGUGUGAAUCAGACACAAGGAAGAUCAAGUAUUCCAGAAGCAUAUUUGUCAAGAAUGUUCCGGCAGAUGUUGGCGAGGACUUCGUACGCAAAGAGGCCGAGGCGUAUGGUGAAGUAGAACGAGUCACAAUAACCGAAAGAAAAAUAGGACGAAGUGCAUGUGUUGUAUUUUCCAGCGGAUAUUCAGCAGUAGAAGCAUACAGGAAGAUGAGGUUUGUUGGAGGAAUGAAUGCAAAAGUGUCGCCAUGGAGAGAAUCCAAGAGUAAUGGUACGCAAGAGCAUUACAACAUGCUUUUCUUUAGCUUUGAACAAGUAGUCAAGAAAAUCUGCGAAAACGAACGCAUUGGAGUCAGAGAUGUUGUUGAUGUAGAUGACAAGGAUCUUGGAGCAAGGAUGGCACGGAUUGAGACACAUCUGGUCCAGCAGACAAAGGAGUUUCUUGAAAGCAACGGGAUAUUCUUGAAUGCGCUUACUGGAGCCAUAGACAAGAAGACACUGGUUGUCCGCUGUGCUGAGCUGAUGAAGUGCUUGGAAUAUAUAAGCGAGGGAUGUAGGGUUUGUAUUUCGCCAUCGAAAUGCCUAGCGCUUUUGAAGUUUAGCGAGGAGGAUGAUGCACUACGGUGCUAUAGAAAGCUGAGCUUGAGAAGGAUCAAGGAGGCAGUUGUCUACUGUGAAUACGCACCCAUCUGUGGAGUACCCGAGAAGUGUGUAGAUGGAUGCAAAGAUGAGCAGGAAAGCAAUGCAGCAGCAAGUAAAGACACAAGUGAUCUGAGGAGCAAGCAUAAGCUUGGAAACAAGCUGUUAAUAAGGAAUGUUCCGUUCCAAGCAACAAAGGAGGAUAUACGGAAGAUAUUUAGUGAGUUUCAUGUCAAGGAUGUCCGGAUUCCAAUAAAACGAGAGGGAUCGAGUAGAGGAUUCUGCUUUGUAACGAUGGAAACGCCUGAGGAUGUUUCUGGUGCUAUUGAAUAUUUUGGUAGCAGUACGCAUUUGUAUGGGAGACGACUUGUUCUUGAGAGAGCCAAGGUAUAA